AUGACAGGAGUCCCUUGGGAGUUUUGCCGGGAGUCUCGACUAGGGGUUCGUCUGCACUCGCUCGAUAAACUAAGAAUGGUUCAUGUUAAAUUUGACGAAAAAGAAGAUGAGAACGACGAAGCAAAACAAAAUCGACAGCCAAAGAUUGAACAUUUCAUGAAUUUAAAUACUACUCUGUUAUCAUUAGUUGAUUUCAUUCGUCCAGAAACGUAUAUUGCUCAAGACGAACUAGAACAGUUUGAUAGUCGAUGUUUUGGUGAAAAAAAGCCAGUUUUAUUUGUUAAUUAUUAUGCAUUUUGUCUUUGUGUUAUAGAUUCUACGCAACACCAAGGCAAUUCACACACAUCUUCCAAUAUUCCUCAGUUAUCUACAUUGGCAUUUGGUAAAUUUGAUUUUGGUGAUAAAACUGUAAAGAAGAAUAAAAAAGAUCAACCAAAAUCAAAGAAAUUAACUGACAUAUUGAAAAAAGUUGAAAAUGAACAAUCAUCGUUAUCACAAAUUCGUGAUGAAAAUCCCCUCGAAGCACGUGAUUUACUACAAAUGAAGAGUGAUGCAGUUGCUUAA
Didymodactylos carnosus is the source of this 564-nucleotide messenger RNA. The record is from the annotation of a GenBank genome assembly. Lineage: Eukaryota; Metazoa; Rotifera; Eurotatoria; Philodinida; Philodinidae.